AUGGAAUUUUAUGAGAAAGAAUCAGUCCAUGGAAAAUGCCCCGCUUUCAAAGAUGGCUGUCCUUAUUCUAAGUUUGCUCAAGACAUCUUCAUGGAAGAAAUCAAGAAAUGUCCUGAAUUUAAAGAGGGAUGCCCAUUCAAAAACAUGGACAACAUCAAGGAGAUGUUGGAGGAGCUAUCCAAGAUGCCGGAAUCAAAACAUCAUGCAGGUCCAGCACACGAGCAGUUAUUAAGCUUACUGAAGGCCAUUCAUUCCGAAUCAAAAAGUUUGGAAGAAAAAGUUGGAGAGUGCCCUGUUUUCAAGACAAAGGAAGGCUGUCCAUUUAAGGAUGCCAGCAAAGAAGGGAAGCCUCUGAUAGAGCCACCUAGUGAUGUCCUGGAAAAUCAGACUGUCACUGACAUCAGUAAGUUGAAAGAGAAGUGUCCUGCUUUCAAAGACGGAUGUCCAUUUGCCAAGAUGGAUAAUGAAUCCCUUUUAGAAGAGAUCAAGAAAUGCCCUGAGUUCAAAGAGGGGUGUGCAUUCAAGGAUGCAAAAUCGGUGGAAGAAAUCCACAGCAAACUAUCGCAGAUGCCGAGUGGUGAGAAGGACUGUCACCAUAAAGAAGCUCUGAUGCAGACUAUGAAAGUUAUUCACAGUGUAGGCCAUGAGAAAGCUGAUGGGUGUCCACUGCUCCAAAAGGAUGGGUGUCCAUUUAAAAGUGUUGAGAGUGGUGGGAAGGCCAUUAUAAACCCCCCAGAGUCAGUUCUUCCAACAGAAGAAAUAAAAGCAGAGCAGGUUAGACCCUCAGUCCAUUCUGUUGGUCUAACAGAUUUGAAAGAAACCUGCCCUGCAUUUGAAUCUGGAUGUCCAUUUGCCAAGGUUGGAAGGAAAUACUUUGGAAAAGACCUGAAGGAAUGUCCCGAGUUCAAAAGUGGCUGUCCUUACAAGGAUAGUUCAGAUGUUGGGGAUCUUUAUCAAAGGCUUGCUAGUCUUCCUCAGUUUUCAGUCAAAAAAUCUCAUGGGGCUAAGUUGUUAGACAUUUUCAAGCAUGUUCAUGAAGUGUCGCAAUCUCUGAAAGAUGAGCUUGGGGAGUGUCCAGUGUUUGUGACUGAUGAGGGAUGUCCAUUCAAGACAGUGUGCAGUGACGGCAAACCCUUGAUUGACAAGCUCGAUGAUCAGCGGUGGACCAAGAUCCUACAAACCUCCCUAGAAGAUGUCAUUCACGAUGUCAGUGAAGAAAUUGAUAAAACUGAGCCAUCAAUGCAUCUUUCCAAGGAGCUCAAAAAAGGCACAAAGAGAGUGCAUAGAGAAGCAGAGAAUGUGCACUUUGUUAAAGAAUUUGCCAAAGGAAGAAUUGAAAGACAGUGGUACAAGGAACUCCUUGCUGAUCUCUAUUUUGUGUACAGGUUAGUUCUUUUCAUUAAGUCUUUGCAUUUAUUUCAAUUGUCUGUGUGUCAUGCUGCCUAUUAGAUGAACCCUUUUAUACCACUACCUGAGAAAUUUCUGCAAUUUGAUUGGCUUAGAGCAGUGGUAUUUCCUCUUAAUUUGAAAUACCUGCAUGUGAAAAUUACAAACCUUUUGUUGGUAGUAAGUACUGUAUAAACAAAUAAUAGCAUGAUUCGUAUGUGAUAUUUGGCAUAAAUACCACUCGUGAUAUUUCAAAAUUGUCUCAAAUUUCAUUCGCCUAACGGCUCGUGAAAUUAGUAUAACAAUUUCAAAAUAUCACUCGUGGUAUUUAUGCCAAAUAUCACUACAAAUCAUGCUAUUACCUAUACUAAUACCUUGGGUGGCAAAUUACUCCUUAAUUUUGGUGCGAAAUUGCAGCGUUAAUUUAGAAUUUCACUUGUGAAUUACAAAAUUACUAUGGCAACGUUCUCUGCAUUUACAUGUCAGUGCCAAGAUGGUGUCGAAGUUUUAAAAUAUUAUGAAUGAAGAUGUCAGGGCAUUUGGAAAACCUAAACACACAAAAGAGCACUCUUGUUGAAAAAUUCAGAACUUGUGAACUCAAGCCAAAAUUUAUGCUCUAAACUUCUUGGUGUUUGUGGAGUUCUCAAUACGAUAAGCAAGUAAAAAAACCAAGAUUGUUAGUGUAAUUUGUCAUCCAUGAUAUUACCGGUAAUACGUAAUUAAAUGGUAUUGAUUGUUGAACAAAUUCUCCUCAUCGGUAACAAAACAGUGCGAAAAACUGGAGAAUACACAUACUGACAUGUAUACUUGUCAGCCUUACUGAGGCCUUGAUGUAUUGACCGGGCGAUAGUGAGGUCAAUACAUCCAGGCCGAGGUCUGAGAUUUCGAUGUAAUUACCGAAAAGACUAGGUUAAUAAGUUUUUUAUUAUAUGGCAUUUAAUCGUUGUGGACCUGAGCCUGUGAUCAAGUAAAACCAACAACUGGUCAGCAGAUAACUUAAAAAAAAUGUCACCUCAAUGAGUUUUACACUCAAGCUCACAAUACACUCAGGUGACACUGGUCAGUGGAUACGCUUUUUGACAGCUGUCAAUCGACCAUAACAUAAAUGUCCAUAAGAAUGUCCACUAGCAAGUUAAACACAGAUUGUAUAUACCUUGGACACCUAGCUAAUAAUGCCUGGUCAUUAUAAGAAAACAGCUAAUCAGAGCACAUGUACUAUUGUAGCCAUAUAAUAUGUUCACAGUGUAUACUGUAUAAUUCUGAGGGCCAAGUGGCUGGAAAAAUGUAUUAAUUAUCUACCCACUGUCCUGUGGUAUGUCCCUGUAUAGGAUAUACAAAGUUCCCACCCACACCCUAGCAUGCAUCCCAGACGUGAUCUAACCCCAAUUAGUGACUUCUGCGAAGCAGAGCCGGGAUUCUUGUUCUGGGCCUCCAAAAGACUCCUUGAUCUACCAGAAGUGCUUUUCGAAUUUCCCCUUUAACCUUAUUGGUAAAUUAAUUAAUAGCUUUUUUGAUCGGCCAGUCAUGGUGCCUACUCAAAUCCUGGUACACAGGUAGAGGCCUAGAACAAAGGUUUAGGUGCUGUUUCGCAGACAUACUUAACCAGAGGUUUAGUUCUUACUUGGGACAGGCUAUAUACCCCCUUACUUCCACUGAUUAACAUUGCAAAAAAGUUGCUUUCGCUUAAGGCAUUGUCCCACAGUCUUGAUGUACCUCGUAAAAUAAAACCAUUAUUGUAUCCUGUGGCAGAUACCUAUGUACAGUUGAACCUUGGCCACCUUGGGGGCAGAAGAAAGUGGCCAUUGUAAAGAGGUGGCCGUUGUAGAGAGGUUUUAAACAAGAGUCAAUGUAUGAAUUUUUUGUCCGCCGGGUGGAAAAAAAGUGGCCAUUGUAGAGAGGUGGCCAUUAGCAGAAGUUCGGCUGUAGCUCAGUAAUGUGCUAGGUAACUGGAUAUGAUGACUGACUGUUGCCCUCAAUUUCGUUUCCCUCUUUAGCUUGCAUGCACAUUAAAUGUUUUGUUCAAUAAAAAUAUUAGACAAAAAACAAUUCGGCAGCUGUUUAAUGUAAUUAAAAAGUAAUUCAGGUCACCUCUGAUGUACAUUUUUUUGAUUGGUUGGUUCAUGACUUUUUUUUUCUAAAAAAUUAAUUUUAAUGCAAGAAAAGUUUUCUUGUCAUCAUUGGGCCUAUUUAGUUACUGUUGUCACAUCAUUCUUCUGGGUCUUUUUGUUCUUCUGUUCUCAGAGCUCUUGAAGAAGAGAGUGAAAAACACAAGGACCAUGAGCUGUUCAAGGCUGUUCAUUUUCCAAAUGAGCUUGGUCGCCUCCAGAGCUUAGAAGAGGAUAUGGAGUUUUAUUUUGGUUCAGAGUGGAGACAAGUUCCCAUGUCUGAUGCCACCAAAUCCUAUGUGAACAGAAUCCAUGAAGUCGCAGACAAAGAUCCAUCCCUACUCAUUGCUCAUCAUUACACCAGGUACCUUGGUGAUCUGUCCGGUGGGCAAAUCCUCCGUAAAAUGGCAAUUAAAGCAAUGGACCUUCCAAGCACAGGCGAAGGGGUAAAAUUUUAUGUAUUUGAGAACAUUCCUGAUGCAAAGAAGUUCAAGAUGAUGUACAGGUCUUGCCUUGAUGGACUGCGCCUUGAUAAAAUGAAAGCAGAUGAAAUUGUCAAAGAAGCCAGUUAUGUCUUCCUGCUAAACAUCUACCUGUUUCAAGAGAUCGACACUCUGGCUGGCUUUGAAGAAGAGCAACCCAAGAAGAAAAAGUUGACGAUUGAGGAGAUUCACAGUGCUGUUGAAGAGACUGGUAAAGAAACUUCUGGAGUCUGUCCUUUUGCAACCAUGGCCAAGAAAGAAGCAGCAGAAAACAGAGCAGGUUCAAAGCAAGAAGGGCGAGGCAUUAAUCCAGUGCUGUUGGCAUUGUUUAUUGCCUUUGCAGCCAUUGUAAUAGGGUUGUUUUUUCAGAAAAUGAGCUAA
Messenger RNA from Porites evermanni, 4354 nucleotides. Lineage: Eukaryota; Metazoa; Cnidaria; Anthozoa; Scleractinia; Poritidae. The record is from the annotation of a GenBank genome assembly.